AUGUCGUCAACCAACUCUACAAUAAGGAUUCUGGAUCUCAGCUUUUUAAAAAUGGUAUGUAUUAGAAUCUAAUCCUAGGGUUUGAACGGUGAUCUUUUAUAACUCAAAAGUGUGUUUUAGUUAUUUCAUUCAUCAUUGCAGUUGCUUUCUUGCAGUUGAGUUACUCUGAAGUCUUUGGCGAGACUGGUGCCAUUGAAAACCUGAAUCAGGGAAGGAAGUGGGAUUGUACAGUAGGUAUGUGUGGUAUUUCUUUUACUUGAAAAGUAUUUGUGGCAUAAAUUCUUAGAUGUUAAAAUUUACCGCCGUUUUUUUCCCUAUGGUGCUGUUUUGAAUAUUCUGUGUGCGAUUAGGCUUAAAGAGAUUAAUGUAGCCCUGACCGGGAUGAAUGCUAAGUGAAUUCAUGACAUCUUCGACAACGUAGCAUUUGAAAUUUACAGCUAGCUGAGUUUAGCAUUUAGACAUUAGGGCCAUUUAUACGAGGAAAAAUAAGACGCGUCUUACAUAAGAGGCGUCUUAAUUAAGACGCGAACUUUCCGUAUAAACGGCACAUUUCGUCUAAAAUAAGACACGGCUAAGCUAAGACGCGACUUAUUAGAUAAGACAUGCUCGUAUAAAUGGUACAGUUCGCGUCUUAUUUAAGACGCGUCUUAUUUUUCCUCAUAUAAAUGGCCCUAUUAUUUUAAUACAGUGAUGCGAUGUCAGACUUCGUAAUCUGUGACGGAUACGAUAGUUUAUAUAUCCUGAAUGUUUUUCAGGCUUUAUUUUUGAAACUGCUUAAGUUGCGUUCCCAACUGCCCUGACCUUAACCUGAGAUCAGGCUCUAUAUUCGUUUUGCUUUGAAAAUUACAUUCCGGCGGGCAUGGCGAAACGAAAAGAGAACCUGGGCGCGAUCCAUUCAACCAAAAUUCCAACCGGUCCGACCGGGAAAAUUGGGGCGCGAUCCAUUCAACCAAAAUUCCAACCGGUCCGACCGGGAAAAUUGGGGCGCGAUCCAUUCAACCAAAAUUUCCGGAAAUUUCGGUCCAAAACUCUAUGGAUCGGUUCGGUCCAACCGAAAAAGUUUCGAAAAAGCGGGUCCACCUGUUGAGGUGGACCACUUUUCCCGGUCGGACCGGUUGGAAUUUUAGUUGAAUGGAUCGCGCCCUUGGUCCACCUCAAAAGGUUUCUGGUACCUUUCCAUACAUGAAACGGCAGUAUACCGGUAACGAGAAUUGUGAAAUAUUAUGUAGUACACAGUGAAGGUUGACAUGUCAUAAGACUUGAACUGUAUUUGAACUGUAAGAUUUGAAUCGUAUCAUCCUAGGAGUUUCUGUUUCCUCACAGGUCCAAUAGCGUGGUAUAUAUGUAGUGAGAUCUCCAGUAGAACUUUUGAAUUGUUACUGGGCUGCCCGGCAAGCCCAGUCAUAAAUUCGGUUUUCGGUCGUCUGUGCAGAAAAACGGCCUCCCGGGGGAGGGAAGACACGAGGGUCUGGUACCGAGAAACGAUGUUCUCACAAUUGGUUUCAUAUGAUUUUCUCUUGCACGGACUCUUGCACGAAUACUUUUUGUACCUCGUCUCCGCUCCCCCUGGAAAACCCAGAAGGCGUUGCGAACCUGAAGAAGGCUAUUUGCGUUGUUCGAAGCGAUUCGAUCAUAGGAGGCACUUUAUAAGUUUUGUCAUUGUUCGAGUUUAAGUCAGUUGAUGAUGUUGGUGCUGGGAAACUCAGAGAAAUGCUCACGCUGCAUACAAACCCACACGCCGUUCACGGUAGUUUCACACCAAAAGAUGACUGUGAGCGUCAGUUUUGGAACGCCGGGGCAGUUUCGUGAACUCAAAGAGAGAAUUAUCGAUCGAUGUAGUACAUGAACAAUUAAUAAGCACAAUUUAUGAGCGAAGUAUUUCACCAGUUGACGACACUGUGGUUAAAGACUUGACUGUAAGCUGUCGUACUCACUGAAGCGAACAACUCAGUUGCCGACGAAUGUCAGAUGAAUCCUGAUGUUAAGAAAUGAACGUCCAUGAGCGAGGGACGUGACAACUUUGCCAUAUUAAAAGACUGGCUUUUCCUUUUACUAUUUCCUUCUAUUUUUAUGUAACACACGCCACUUUGGAGGUCUAUAUUUCGUAUACUGGGGAUAAAGAAGACACGGACAAAAAUAGGAACUUUGAGAAUUUCGUACACAAGUUCAAAGCUUCACCGGGACAUCCCAACGGGAGCUUCACAAAGACCAACUUGAGGAAAAUGGGGGAUAUUACCGACGAGGUUUGGUGACUGAGUAGAGCAUACAAGUGUAGCCCAGGUCGAGGUUUCAAGGGGUUUGCUUUUGUUUGUAUCUGUAUCUUGCUUAGCUUUUAUCUUUAAAUUUGUACAUGAUCUUCUUAUCACCGGCAGUUCAGUGUUUUCACCCAUUCAGCAAGCACGCUAUAUGGAUGUCAGCUAGCCGAUUAGCGAGUUUCAGAAAACAUGCCUUCGAAAAUUUUCAGCUAUCGUGAUGUUUUUUGAUAUUUCUUCUACCAUUUUAUGGAGAUGUAAUCUGAAGUCACCGCAAAAUGGAAACUUAAAAAAGCGUGUAAUCCAUUUAUCUCGAAACAUAAUACACGACUUAUACGACCUUUAUUUUCCUAAUGGUGUUUUGAAUACCAACGAACACAGUCAAUGUGAGGGGCAAAAACAGCAUUAAUAUGAAUGAACCAUAGGGUUUUAAUUAAUAUAAGGGUCAAUUAUUGUGCAUUCAGAUGAAUUUCUUGAAAAGAGAGACUUCGCUUGAAGAUGUGAUCAGAAGUAAACAAAGGACAAUAGUGCGUCACGUUCAGUCUUUUUAAUAUCCAAGGACUGUGAAUAGUGUUUCCAUAUUGUUUAGCUGGCACAAAAACUUCGGAGGAGAUAUAAAGCGGCAUAGUUAUCUUUCAUGAAGAAAAGUUAGUCAUGGGUAAGACGCAAACAGUGAACUGGAGUGAAUUUUUAACUCAUAUCGGUAUCAGGUAAAAAAUAUCUUAUCGAUCGUUUCAUCAAUUUACAUUGUUUGAAGUGCGUGCUGAUAAAAGCAACAUGCGAGCGAGAAAUCAUUAAACUUUUUAAGGUCACAAAAUACAAAGGAUUUUAUUCCUUUCAGUUAGAGAAAAAUACCAAGAGGAAAGUCUUAAAACUGAAUACUUUUUAUCUUGUGGAAAAAAAAGGUUCGUUUUCAUGUAGUGUGGACCGCAAAUUAGGAUCGUCUAUGACUUUUUACUGCACGUUUCACAAACAUGCGAAUUCUAAAGUUCAAAAGCCAAUCGACGAUUGCGUUUUUCGCUGCUGUCAAUCAUCUUAACGGUUCUCAGGAAACUCAACUUUACUUCACGGGUUCAAAAGGUCACGGUUUGUGAUUUGUGAUUUGUGAGUGGUGGAUUUCGAUCCGUUUUGUGUGUUUCUCUGUUUCAAGGUUCGUUGCUUGUGAUCGUAAUUAUGAUUGACGGCAGCGAAAAACGCAAUUGUGAAAGUGGCUUUUGAACUUUAGAGUUCGCAUGUUUGUGAAAAGCUCAGUAAAGUCUCAAUGCAGUCUGUGAGGCUCCUGGAUUAGGCGGGAUCAAUGGACAGUUGGCUGUCUGUUUUAGUAUACUUCUGGUUUUCAUACAAUACAAUAUUUCUGUCUAGUGUAAAUCAGCUCAGUCUUUCGCCUUUUACACUCGUAGAACGACAAUAAUUUUUGGAAUUUCCGGUUACGUCAAAUUAGUCACGUUGUACUGUCACGCUAUAUUUUGGGGCACAGAGGGAUUGGGGGAGGGGUGCGUGAAAAUAAUGCAAAUCGUUUCCUGCUUUGAAUUAAUGGCUGACUUGUUUAUUUUUAUUCAUAAUGGUGGAAUUUAAAAGUUAUUAUACAGCCCCCACUUAAAAAUGGUAUUCUUUUUUUUUGUUGUUACAAAAGUCUUUCAAAAGGGUGCAAUGUUCUGAAUGAGUUUCAGUCUCACUUGAGAUUCUGUCUCACCCAGUAGUCGGCGACAAGGUUUUAUGGUCGCCUGAGUGUCAGUGAUAGCCGCCCCGUUCCCUCAGAAAAAAUAGCCCCUUUGCAGCCCAGUUAAAAAUCGCCUGUCGACGAUUCUUGCUCAGAAAUAAAUUAUUACAUCAUGUGAAAUAGAGACAACGCCGCAGAGCAGAAUUAAAAAUUUCACUUCGGUUCAUCUUUAAUUCUUCCAUCACUUUCACGCAAUGCACAAUGCAAUGUCCAAGACAAAACAAUAGCUCCUGCGACCACACUAGGCACCCUUAACUGCUGUUUAAAAAUGCGAGAGACGGUUUUAUAAACCGCGCUAUCAAAAUAACGCAAGACAAUAGAUGUAGGUAUCUCGCGGGGUACAUGUAACGAAGGUUAACGUUAAUCAGUAAAUCAAUCGAGCAUCUCCGCCUAAACGUGAAAAUUUCCCAAAUGUUGACUUUUAGAAAUACUUCGUUCCCCAAAUCUCUUUUUAUUAACACACUCCGGGAUUGCUCAUGAAACUAACCCGAUAUACUUUUAAUCAGUAAACACCAAGACAGGUUAUCCUCUCUUGGUAAACACUUUAUUAGCCACCACCCCAGCCAGUUCUAGAGGGGGAGGGUGUUUCCUUAGGAACUGAUUAGCUCAAAUGACCACCGAACUUUAAUAAUUAUUCGAUCUAAAAGAAAUACAUUUAUAAUUCGCAAUCAGAACAAAUCAUCUUAAUCUCGUAGCUAAAGCAAACUUACUUCUGUGGCGGGUCGUUACAACAAUCGCACUUUACAGGUUAGCAAAUUCUUUUAACAGAUUCUUCAGGUAAGCGGAUUUAUAGGCAUACUGUAAAUUAUUUUCUUUCUCACUUCGAUUCUACUGAAAAACUGGUUUGAAACACAAUAAGUUAAUACAAUUCUUGUCAUCAAAUAAAUCUAUUCAAUAACGGGCAACGCUUGUUUGAUAAACGAAACAGAGGGGAGACCUCGCGCACCUUGCAUUUCCAUUUCCACCGUUUUAUUCCUUGGCUUCAUACCCUUACCCGUCUUUUGACAAAUAAUAUUUAUUUUUUUUCUGUAAUUUUCCUUCUUCGCCCACCUCUCACCCCUUCAUAAUUCCCUCCUAUCGUCCUCUUAUUUCCCGCCUUCUGUACCCCUCUAACCCCUUAUUUCUUCGAGCUACCCCAUCCCUGUCGUCGUUUUUCUAGGUCAUCGUUUUCUAGGUCAUCGUUUUCUAGGUCUUCGUUUUCUAGGUCGUCGUCUUCUAGGUCGUCGUUUUCUAGACACCCGUCUGUUACCUUAAGCCACCAGCUUUAUAAUAAUGCCUACACUGAAAAUGCCUUGAACAGCGAUGCAAUAUUUUUCGUCUAAUACUUCACAGUUGGCGAUUGAGGUUUCUUUCACGGUGAGCCUCCGCUUGCGUACCCUGUUCCGAGAAGUCAUUCGCGGCUAAACUUUUAAAUGAAACCAGUUUUAAGAUGGACAGUAUUUUGAUUUGCACUCGUUUGUUGGUAAAUGAAAAGGCACCUUGUUAGCGGUCAACAACUUGCAGAGGGAUUCAACUCCGCGAUACACUCACUUUCCGUAAAUAAAGCAAAUACUGAGAAGAUAUGAACAACCAUAUGAAUUUUCUGAAUUUCCAUGGCACGUAUUAAGGCAUAUUUUCCUACCAUACGACCAUAAAACAAUAAAAAAGACAGCAAAGUCGAUCCUUUUCUCCACCGACGACGGAUCAUUCACGAAAACAACCACGCGAGGAAUAAGCGCUUUCAACUUCCGGCGUUUCUGACAGUCAAUCAGCGUUACGGCCAAAAUCUGGCCGUAACGAGCACAAGCGUGAAUGAGUUUGGAUCAGGCCCAAUUUUAGCGGUAGCCGUUAGAGAGAAUGUAUGAGAACCGGCCUGAUCUCAGGUUACCCUGAUCUUUGAUGUAGUAAGUAUAUUUUUCUUCCGCAGUUCAAACUUAUGAUGUUUCAGUCAUUUAUACUACUACAUGAAAAAUUUCUGCGAUGUGAUUGACUUAGAGCAGUGGUAUUUCAGCUUAAUUUGAAAUUCCUACAUGUGAAAAUUACAAACCUUUUGCGGGUAGUAGUAUAAACAAAUAAUAGCAUGAUUUGUGCGUGAUAUUUGCAGGGUUGUCAAUAAGGGCCGGUAGCUGGCCAAAAUCGCCGGCUAGUUAGCCAUCCUUGGCCAGCUACUUUCAUCUCCUUAUCUACCAUAACUGCUAACCAAAAAUAAGCGUCAUCAAAUAAAAAUGAUUGUAAAGCAUCCGUUUCCCAGUUUUGAAUGGCAUUGAACGCAUAUUCUAGCAGGUUUAGAUCUGUAACACGUUCGAACUGUGCAAUGUCUUGGAACGCCUGGGACAUUUCUACGGCAUUGUUCCCAGUCUAGCGUGUAUUCUUACGAAACAACAUGGCGUCUACGGUGGAAAAUACCUCUUGAAAACCUCUGGGAACGCCAUUUCCGAGAUUAUAAUUUUCAAAAUGCCCCUAGAUGUCUCGGCCCUCAAGAACUUGUGCCUUUGGUCCGAGUUCCAAAGCAACCUACUAUUCAUUUUGAGCCUGCUACUUAAAAACUUUUUGACAGCCCUUGAUAUUUGGCAUAAAAACCACUCGUGAUAUUUCAACAUUGUCCCAAAUUUCACUUGCCUAACGGCUCGUGAAAUUACGUAUAACAAUUUCGAAAUAUCACUCGUGGUAUUUAUGCCAAAUAUCACUACAAAUCAUGCUAUUACCUAUACAUAUUCACUUGCUCGGAACUCACUGUUAAUUAAGCAGUAAUGGGGAAACUGAUACACUAAACCAGUUGUGCAGAAAAUUUUGCUGCGUUUGCAGAAAUACAAGAUUCCGUGUUCCUAUUGGUAAUUAAAACCAUUUUGCAUUUAUAAGCCUCGCAAUAAAAGAAUGUUGCUUCAUCCGGUAGAUCUACACUAGGUACUAGGGGUUAAUUUAAUUGCGUGACGAAAUACUGUUAUUUGUUUCUUAUUUUCAAAUGGUUUUUCAAAUGCCCUUUGUGACUAACGAAGAUGUGAGUCACGUGAAAACAUCAUGAUCUUUUUAAAAAUCGGGUUUCUUGUUUUCGUUCGUCACUCUAUAUUAUAAGUUACAUCUCAUCUUAUGCCUGUCUUCAAAUUAUUUCUUGAGACUAUUACCUGAAAAUUAUUUCUUGAUUGUCAUACAUUUGGCUUCACGAUCGUUUCCAUUUACCAUAGGUGAGACAUCCUCCUUUUCACUAACAAAUACUAGAUGUUGUUCCAAGUUCCUGGCAGAAUAAAUGAAAAUAGUUCCUUGAUUUUCAUUCUCAUUAAACAGGAACGUCUUACCAUGGAGAAAGUGGAGAAAAUACUUGAGGCCUUAAAACUCUCCAAGGAAGCCGGAAACAAAGAAGCAGAAGGGAAUUCUUAUAUCGACCUCGGGAGCGCCUACCACGAUCUCGGUCAACAUGAAAAAUCCAUCGAGUAUUUUGAAAAAUCUCUUUCGAUUUGCAGCGAAACCGGAAACAAAGCUGGAGAAUUGAGUACAUGCCGCAAGCUUGGAAGUGCCUAUGGUUCUCUUCACAAGCAUAAGAAAUCCGUCGAGUAUUUCGAGAAAGCGCUAUCGUUAAGCAAGGAAGUUGGAGACAGGGGAGAAGAAGGGAAAGCGCACAGAAAUCUUGGUGCCGCAUUCUUUAGUCUUGGUCUGCCCGAUAAGUCGAUUGAGCAUAAUGAAAAUGCACUUAUAAUCAGUGUAGAAAUUGGCAACAAAAGGAAGGAAGGAAAUUCAUACAACGCAUUUGGUCAAGUGUAUUACUGUACUGGUCACUAUGACAAGGCGAUAUUUAACUUCGAGAAAGAGCUGGAAGUAAGACAAAUACUAGAAGACAAACGCGGCCAGGGGCGAUCUUACAAUCUUCUUGGCGAUGUUUAUCAUGCUCUCAGUCAGUAUGAGAAAUCCAUCGAUUGCCAAAAGAAAGCUCUUAAGAUAAGCGAAGAAACCGGAGACAAGAAAGUGGAAGGAGAUGCCUACAACAGCCUCGGCGACGUGUACCGUGCUCUUGGCGAAUAUGAUAUAUCGAUCAGGUACUUGGAGAAAGGUCUUGAAAUAAGCAAGGAGUCCCGCAAUAAGCCAGGAGAAGGAAUGGCCUACAACAGUCUUGCCACACUGUUUCUUGCCCUUAGUGAAUAUGAGAAAGCGAUCGAUAACUGUACGAAGGGUCUUGAAAUUUGUACAGAGGUAGGAAACACACGCGCGAAAAGCAAAUGUUACAGCAACAUUGCUACAGCAUAUCAUGCUCUUGGUCAAUCCGAAAGGUGUCUGGAGUAUUAUGAAAAAAGUCUCGACAUCGCCCAAUCGCUUGGAGACAGACAGGGAGAAGGAACAAUGUACAAUAAUCUCGGUACAUUGUUUUAUGAUCUUAGCCAAUACGAGAAAUCGUUACACUAUUACCAGAAAGCAAUUGAGGUCCACAAAGAAAUAGGAGACAGACAAGGACAAGGAACAGCUUACCUAAACCUCGGUGACGUACAUGAUGCUCUUGCUAAUCAUCAAGAGUCACUCGACUUUUUACAGAAAUCUCUUGAAAUCAGUCAAGAAAUCGGGGAUAAACGGGCUGAAGGGGCGUCUUACAGCAGCAUUGGAAGUGUGUAUAAUUCCCUUGGCCAGUUUGAGAAGUCCAUUGAAUAUCAGACGAAAGCCCUUAAAAUCUAUGAAACGAUUGGGGACAAGCAAGGGCUGGGAGACUCGUACAACAAACUAGGUAGCGUGUACAGUGAUCUCCAACAGUACCAAGAGGCAUUGGCUUGCUACGAGAAAGGACUUGAGAUAAGAAAAGCGAUCGGUAACAAACACGGACAAGCAGCAUCCUACAACAACUUUGGCAGCGUCUACUGCGAGCUUGGCCACUACGAGAAAUCAAUCGAGAAUCACGAGAAAGCGCUGGUUAUCAGGAAAGAAACUGGCGACAAACGAGGGGAAGGGACAUCUUACAACAACCUCGGUAGUGUAUACAGCAAGUUACAGCAGUAUGACAAAGCAAUUGAUUAUUUCAAGAAAAGUCUCGAAAUCAGUGCAAAAAUUGGCAAUAAGCUGGGAGAGAUGGCAUCCUACAGUCACCUGUGUCUUGUAUGGUACGCUCGUGAGCAAUAUGAAAAGGCGAUUGAGUGUGAAGAAAAAGCACUUGCAUUAAAAGAAGCCAUUGACGACAUACGUGGAGUAGUUAUCUCGUGCGUCAAUCUUGCAAGUAUUUACCAUGCACUUGGUCAAUAUGAAAAAUGUAUCGGGCAAUUUAAGAAAGCUAUUCAAGUCAGCGAAUCCACGGGUGACAAGCAACAACAAAUACAAUUGUACAGCAGUCUCGGUGAUGUGUGUAAUGCUUUGGGACACAAAGAGCAGGCACUAGAAUUUCACGAGAAAACCAUCAAAAUCUGCAGAGAAGUUGGAGACAGAAAAGCAGAGAGUACCUCCUAUCACAUCUUGGGAAGUAUUUGCCACGCCCUACACCAGUUUGACAAAUCUAUCAGCUAUUAUAAAUCCAGCCUUGAAAUUCUGAAGACCCUUGAUGACAAACAUGGCGAGCAUAAAACACGCAGUGCUCUCGCUAAUGUGUAUGAGGCUCUAGGCCAGCAUAGAGAAGCGAUUGAGUGCCACAAGGAAGCCCUCAAAAUCGGCGAAACACUGUGUGACAAGGAGAAAGAAGAAUCAUCAUGUAGCAAGCUCAGUUUUCUGUAUAAGGCUCUUGGCCAGUACGAUAAAUCUAUCAAAUACAGAGAGAAUGCUCUGAAAAUCUGUAAAGCUCUGGGAUAUAAACCAGCAGAAGGAAGAUCGUACGAGCUUCUUGGUAUCUUGUAUCAAGCUGUCGGUCAGUUUGAGAAGUCGAUUGAGUGCGCAGAGAAGGCAAUUGAAAUCUUUAGAACAACUGGUCGCAGAGGGGCUGAGGGAAGAUCAUACAGCCAGCUCGGAAAUCUCUAUUUUGAUACUGGCCAGUAUGAGAAGGCUGUUGAAAAUCAUAAGAAGAGUCUUGAAAUCCGGGAAGCCAUUGGUGACAAGAAAGGAGAGGGAACCUCCCACAACAAUUUAGGCUCCGCAUAUUGUGCACUCAAUCAGAUCAAGAAGUCUAUUGAAUCCUGUCAUAGAAGUGUUGAAAUCAGGAAAGAAAUUGGCUACAAAGAAGGGGAAAUAACGUCCUACAAUAACCUCGGUAUGGUUUAUCUACAACUUGGCCAUCAUGAAAAGUCAAUUGAGUGUCAAGAGAAAGCGCUUGAAAUCAGCAGGGAAAUUAAAGACAAACAAGGAGAAGGAACGUCAUACAGCAACCUUGGCACUGUGUAUAAUGCUAAAGGGGAAUAUGAGAAGUCGCUUGGGUACGAAAAGAAAGCACUCGCGAUCUAUAAAGAUGUUGGCGAUAAAGUGCAAGAAGGAACUUCUUAUAACAACCUUGGUAUAUUAUAUUACAUUUUUGGUCAACAUCAGAACUCCGUUGACUGCUUCGAAAGGGCUCUCAACAUCAAGAAAGAAUUCGGGGACAAAGCAGGGCAGGAAUCUUGUCACAGCAGCCUGAGCCUUUUGUAUAGUACUGCCGGCGAGUAUGAGAAGGCUAUUGAGAAUCAAGAAGAAGCCCUUCAAAUUUGCUCGGCAGUCGGCAAUAGAGAAGGGGAGUUACGAUCUCACGAUGCUCUUGGUACUGCAAAUUAUUUUUUUCGCCAUUUAGAAAAAUCAAUCCAACACCAAGAGAAAGUGCUUGAAUUCAGUAAGGAAGUUGGAGAUAGGAAAAGAGAAGGAACAUCUUACAGUAAUUUAGGCACAAUCUAUCAUGCUCAGCAACAAUUUGUGAAAUCGGUUGAGUAUCAAGAGAAAGCUCUCAACAUCUUUAAGGCGAUUGGAGACAAACAUGGAGAAGCAGCAUCAUGCAGCAACCUUGGCAUUACUUGUUGCGCCCUUGGUCAGUAUGAGAAGUCCUUAUCGUAUCAUGAAAAAACGUUGGGGGUCUGUAAAGAGAUUUGUGACACAGGAGGAGAGUUGAGAUCUUACAAAGGUCUUGGCAGUGCUUAUCAUCUUCAGGGCCAACUGGAGAAGUCUAUCUUGUGUUACACAAAAAUUCUGGAGGUCAGCAAAGAAAUUGGAGACAAGCAAGAAGAAGUAGCAUCCUACCAGAAUCUAUACACCUUGUUGAAUGCACUUGGCAAACGCGAGGAAGCUGCCAUUUACCUGGAGAAAGCGCAGAAGAUCAAGAACGAUUCUGGAGAGAGACAACAGGAAGAUAAAUAUGACGAACGACCUGCUCAAUGUGUGUACUACGUUUGCGAUCUUUACAAAAAAUCUAUUGAACCUGGAAAAUGUUCUAGUGGAAUCAUCGAUGCAGUCAGAGGAAUAGAUCCUAUUCCGAGGGGAUCUGGCGUGCAAAUUGAGAUGUCGAUCAAAUAUCACGAGAGAGAAAUGGAAAUCAGGAGAGUAACAGGUGACAAACGGGGAGAGGGAAGAUCCUGUCGCGCUCUUGGAUACGAUUACAUCACUCUUGGCCACUAUAAGACAUCUAUUGAAUAUUUCGAGAAAGCACUUGACAUAGGCGACGUAAUUGGCAGCAAGAAAGCUAAGGCUCACUCCUACAGUGGCCUUGGUAAUGUGUAUCUUGCUCUUGGCCAGUACGAUAAAGCUCUAAAGUAUCAGGAGGAAUCAUUCAAAAUUGAUGAGGAGAUCGAAGACAAGAAGGGAAAAGGAGCAUCCUUCACGAACCUGGCAGGCAUAUACCGUGCCUCUGGCCAAUAUGAAAAAGCAAUUGAAUAUCAAAACAAGGCGCUCGAAAUCUGCAUUGAAAUACAAGACAGGAAAGGGGAGGCUGUAUCAUACAACAAUCUCGGUAGCAUGUACAAUGCUCUUGGCCAAUAUAAUUCCUCAAUACAUUUUCAGGAGAAAGCUCUUAAAAUCAGAAAAGAAGUAGGCGACAGAGAAGGAGAAGGAAUUUCAUAUGUCAACCUUGGCAAUGUUCAAUAUGCUCUUGGCCAGCAUGAGAAGGCCAUCAACUACCUGGAAAGAGGACUUGAAAUCUUCAAAGAAACUGGAUUCAAGGGAAAAGAACACCUUGUUUUAUACGGCUUAGCCAUGAGCCAUUUUCACGAGAAAAGUUUCUCAAAAGCUUCCGACUAUUUCUUUGGAAGCAUUAAAGGUCACGAAAAUGUAAGAAAGUCUCUUAAAGAUGAAGACAAGCUUUCAUUAGAUGAUCAAAGCAUUUCAUUUUACAAGGGACUUACCUUGAUGUUGAUUUCUCUUGGAAAGGUAGAUGAUGCACUCUGCACAGCCGAACGAGGACGAGCUCGUGCACUUGUAGACCUGAUAUUCUCUAAUUUCGGAAUCCAGGAGAUCAACAAAACAAAUGAAUUUACUUUGAGCUCGUUACCAAGCCUCUUAGAAAAACAGCGAAGUGAUUUUCUUUUCAUGGGCAUCAUAAAGAAGCAAAUCUAUCUCUGGUUUAUGGAAAAGGGUGGCAAAAUAAACUUCAAGAUUGGAACAGAGCUGUCAGCAAUUGAGAAAGAAGGAACGUCUUUGCAAGAUUUGGUAACGAGCACUUUGAGAUCCUUGCCAAAAGACGACAAAGAAGAAUACGAAGACAGAUCACUGUCAGAAAUCUAUGAAGACGAAUCGUCAAUAGCAGAGGAGCAAAGUGAAGAAACCAGUCAGCACCAUUUCCGGGGUAACGAAGAAGAAGAAAGAGAGGCCAAUCUAAAGAAAUUAUACCAAAUGAUAAUUGCGCCUGUUGCUGGUCUCAUCCAAGGUCCAGAGAUUGUCAUAAUCCCAGAAGGAGGAUUGUUCUUGGUCCCAUUUGCAGCCUUGCAAGAUUCCAGUGGAAAGCACUUGUCCCAAACCUGUCGAAUUCGCCUCAUUCCCUCUCUGACAUCGCUUCAGGUCAUUCAAAGUUUCCCAGAAAAUUACCAUUCUCAAACUGGGGCACUGAUUGUGGGAGAUCCGACGGUUGGCCUUGUAGAGUUUGAUGGAAGAGUUGGAGUUUUGAAACCUCUACCAAAUGCCAGAACUGAAGCAGAUAUGGUAUGCCGGUAUGUUAGGCCACCAUACUUUAAGCUCAUUGGAGAGCAAGCCACUAAGGGUGAGGUGUUAAAAAGAAUCCAGGACGUAGGGUUGGUGCAUAUUGCAGCCCACGGUGAUGCAGAGAGAGGAGAAAUUGCCCUUGCACCAAACGUACGUGCCACGGAAGUUGUAAAAAAGGAAGAUUUUAUGCUGACAAUGGAGGACAUAGCAAACGUCGGUAUAAGGGCCAAGCUGGUAGUACUCAGCUGCUGCAAUAGUGGUCAUGGUAAAAUCAUGACAGCCGAGGGAGUUGUCGGAAUAGCUCGGGCGUUUCUUGGAUCUGGUGCUCGCUCCGUUCUGAUGUCAUUAUGGCCUGUUAACGAUGCAGCUACCAAAGUCUUCAUGAACGUGUUCUACAGGAGUUUAAUGCGCGAACAAAAGAGUGCAAGUGAGGCUCUUCACCUGUCUGUUAAGAAGUUAAGAGAGUCUGCAAUUUACAAACAUUUCAGGCACUGGGCUGCUUUUGAACUUCUUGGAGAUGAUGUCACAUUUGAUUGA
Molecule: messenger RNA, 13473 nt
Organism: Porites evermanni
Lineage: Eukaryota; Metazoa; Cnidaria; Anthozoa; Scleractinia; Poritidae
Source: the annotation of a GenBank genome assembly